AUACCUGCAAAUUGCAACUUCUAUAGUUACGAUAUUAGAGAAAUGAAGAACCACUUAGACUUUUCGAUACAGUAUGAUUUGAUUGCACUGGACCCUCCUUUGAAUAAACAUAUCAGAAGGAAAAAAUCCCAUUAUUCUUGCAGUUAUAAUAUGCUUGAAAACUCAGAACUACUAAUUUGCCCCAUUAAAAAACUUUUGAAACAUAAUGGAAUUGUUUUAAUUUGGUGUACUAAUUCACCAAGCCACUUGACUUAUAUAUCAACGAUAUGUAAACCUAUAUGUGAUUUUUCAAAACCGCCUGUUAAGCAACCAUUUGAACAAAUAAUAAUUGGCCUUUUAAUGUGGAAAUAUAUCAAUGAUGAUUGCGAUUUCAAAAUAAUACCAGAUCAAAAAAUUAUUGUCAGCGUACCAAGUGCUUUGCAUUCGCAUAAGCCAAAUUUAACAGAAAUAUUGACACAGUUUUUACCGGAUACUCCAAUGUGUCUGGAGUUGUUUGCUAGAAGUCUUCAAAGAAAUUGGACAUCAUAUGGAUUUGAACCGUUAAGAUUACAACAUAUAAGUCUUUUCAAACAAGAAGCUGAUUAG
Molecule: messenger RNA, 585 nt
Organism: Ctenocephalides felis (cat flea)
Lineage: Eukaryota; Metazoa; Arthropoda; Insecta; Siphonaptera; Pulicidae
Product: methyltransferase-like protein 4
Cellular component (GO): RNA N6-methyladenosine methyltransferase complex; nucleus
Molecular function (GO): methyltransferase activity
Source: RefSeq, a predicted model, not a curated record